CACCGGAAGUGAACGUCACUGACACAGGAAUGGGUCAAAAUAACCAGAGCGGAAUGACAAACAAACAUUAAGAGAAAAAUGUCUUUCUGUGUUUUAUUUGUUCUGAAGUGAUGAAUUGUGUCUUCAGAGCUCGUUUCAAGGCAUCGCAGAGGGCUUCGUGUUGCUAAAUGGAGUCUGAGCAGUUGUUCAACAGAGGCUACUGCAGGAACAGCUACAACAGCAUCACCAGUGCCAGCAGUGACGAAGAGCUCCUCGAUGGUGCCGGCAUCAUCAUGGACUUCCACACCACCGAGGAUGACAACCUGCUUGAAGGGGAUGCAUCGCCAGGGUCGAACUACGCCAUGUCUAAUGGUGGGGGUGGAGGAGGGGCCAGUAGCUCCACCCACUUGCUGGAUCUGCUGGAGGAGCCCAUUCCAGGCGUGGGCACCUACGAUGACUUCCACACCAUCGACUGGGUCAGGGAGAAGUGUAAAGACAGAGAACGACACCGCAAGAUAAACAGUAAAAAGAAGGAAUCGGGAUGGGAAUUCACCAAGAGUCUGUACGACGCCUGGUCAGGGUGGCUGGUGGUUACACUAACAGGACUCGCAUCAGGAGCAUUAGCAGGUGUGAUCGACAUCGCUGCAGACUGGAUGAACGACCUAAAGGAGGGGGUGUGUCUCAGUGCCAUGUGGUUUAAUCAUGAGCAGUGCUGCUGGGGCUCCAACGAGACAACCUUUGCUGAGAGAGACAAGUGCCCUCAGUGGAAGUCAUGGGCUGAACUCAUCCUGGGCCAGGCAGAGGGUCCUGGUUCCUAUAUAAUGAACUACUUCAUGUUCACGUUCUGGGCGCUGUCCUUUGCUUUUCUGGCUGUGUCUCUUGUGAAAGUGUUUGCCCCCUAUGCCUGCGGGUCAGGAAUACCUGAGAUUAAAACCAUCCUGAGUGGUUUUAUCAUUCGAGGGUACCUGGGGAAAUGGACCCUGAUGAUAAAGACCAUUACUCUGGUACUGGCUGUAGCGUCAGGUCUCAGUCUUGGGAAAGAAGGUCCACUGGUCCAUGUGGCCUGUUGCUGUGGCAACAUUUUUUCCUACCUCUUCCCCAAAUACAGCAAAAAUGAGGCAAAGAAACGUGAGGUUUUGUCUGCGGCGUCAGCUGCGGGGGUGUCUGUUGCUUUUGGAGCUCCUAUAGGAGGAGUCCUUUUCAGUCUGGAGGAGGUCAGUUACUACUUCCCACUGAAGACCCUUUGGCGUUCAUUCUUUGCUGCACUGGUAGCAGCGUUUGUGCUGCGCUCCAUAAACCCUUUUGGGAACAGUCGGCUGGUGCUGUUCUAUGUGGAGUAUCACACGCCCUGGUACCUGUUCGAGCUCUUUCCCUUCAUCCUGCUGGGGGUUUUCGGUGGCCUGUGGGGGGCCUUCUUCAUCCGGACCAACAUUGCAUGGUGUCGUCGCCGUAAAUCCACGCGCUUCGGUAAGUACCCGGUGUUGGAGGUGAUCACAGUGGCGGCCAUAACAGCAAUCAUAGCGUUCCCGAACCCAUACACACGUCAGAAUACCAGUGAACUGAUUAAAGAGCUGUUUACCGACUGCGGCCCGCUGGAGUCAUCGCAGCUCUGCCAGUACCGCAGUCAGAUGAACGGUAGUCAGGCGUACCCUCAGGGCUCGGACGCCGCCGCCAUGCCGGGCGUGUACUCUGCAAUGUGGCAGCUCAGCCUGGCACUCAUCUUCAAAAUCAUCAUGACCAUCUUUACCUUUGGUGUGAAGGUACCGUCGGGUCUGUUCAUUCCCAGUAUGGCCAUCGGUGCGAUCGCUGGGCGGAUCGUGGGCAUUGCUGUAGAACAGCUGGCAUAUUAUCACCACGACUGGUUCCUGUUCAGAGAGUGGUGUGAGGUGGGCGCUGACUGCAUCACACCUGGACUUUACGCCAUGGUGGGUGCUGCAGCCUGCCUGGGUGGUGUGACCCGUAUGACGGUGUCUCUAGUAGUCAUCGUGUUUGAACUGACUGGCGGGUUGGAAUACAUUGUUCCUCUAAUGGCGGCCGUGAUGACCAGUAAAUGGGUGGGCGAUGCAUUUGGUCGAGAGGGAAUCUAUGAGGCCCACAUUCGUCUGAACGGAUACCCCUUCCUUGACGCUAAAGAAGAGUUCACGCACACCACACUGGCACGGGAGGUUAUGCGUCCACGUCGCAGCGAUUCACCAUUGGCCGUGCUCACGCAGGACGACAUGACACUCGCCGAGCUGCAGGCCAUAAUCUCAGAAACAAGUUACAAUGGCUUCCCCGUCAUUGUCUCCAAAGAGUCGCAAAGGCUGGUGGGCUUUGCACUGCGUAGGGAUAUUACGAUUGCUAUAGAAAAUGCCCGCCGUAAGCAGGAGGGAAUAAUGCUGAGCUCACGGGUCUAUUUUACACAGCAUGCCCCAACCCUCCCCGCGGACAGCCCGCGACCGAUGAAACUCCGCAGCAUCCUGGACAUGAGCCCCUUCACGGUCACAGACCACACGCCCAUGGAGAUCGUGGUGGACAUUUUCCGCAAGCUCGGCCUGCGCCAGUGCCUCGUGACGCACAACGGGAUUGUAUUGGGCAUCAUCACAAAGAAGAAUAUUUUAGAACAUCUGGAAGAGCUCAAGCAGCACGUGGAGCCUUUGGCGCCUCCUUGGUGUUAUUACAAAAAAAGAUAUCCUCCGCCAUAUGGCCCAGAUGGCAAACCAAGACCCCGAGUCCAUAAUGUUCAAUUAGCGCCCUCUUCCUGCAAUGAGGUAGAAGAGAGAGAAGAGGAGGUCUGUUUACUGGACAAUUCAUCCCUCUGACCACACGCCCAUUUGCUACCCUAAACCGCACCCUAAAUACUAAGUCAAAUGGGACCCCACCCUGGUCACAUCUUCUGGGUACAUGCACAAGAUUCCAGAAGGAGUCUUUCGAGGAACAGCCUUGGAGUUUGGUCUUGGACGCCUAGCUUGGAGCGACUUUUGCCACAUGCUAACAUACUAAAGCUAACUCACACACGCAUGAAUACACCCUCCUUAUUUGACCCCUUUUUGCCUCCUGCCUGAUAAAAAUUGUCUUAAAGAGGUGAAAGGUCAAGAUGAACCGCUCAAAUGCGAGGAGGGACCUUCACUACAGAGGGUGGACUGCAGACCGCCUUGACCCUUCCCACUGUCACUGCCCCUUCACAUCCAGAAACUGAUUCUAUAACAUUGUUUACCUGUGUUGUGUGUGUUUUGUGAGGGAGCAAGGUUGUUUGUAAACGGACCCCAACAUUCCAGUCGGUAUAUAGUGCUUUGUGAAGCCGAAUAAAAGCUCAAAGUCCUCUACGUACAUACAGAAAUGUUGGCUGUGUAUGCAAUAUUUCUGAAGUAUUUAAAAUGACAAGAUGAUCAAAUGUAAAAUUAGGUUUUAUACUACCAAGGAAAAGGAUGUUGGAGGAGAACAGGGUGAAAAUGGUCUUCAUUAAUUGUCUUCAACCUAUGACGGCCAGUUUUUAAACUGCCAUGGGAUUGUAGGUAAAAAGCCAACUGAGUUUCUUUGAUAGACUAAAGCACUUCUGUGCUUUUUGUUACUAGGAAUGAAAUGCACAAAAGAAAAGAUGCUUUUCUUUUAUAGCUGCUAUCCAGGCUAUUAUAUUUAGAUGUAUUGUAAUUUACAACACAACGACAAACUUUUUUUAACUUUCAGUUUGCAAACAAACAUAAUGUCGGAAUUGGUGAGAUUGUUGGCUCCAGUACAGUUAGAAAACACACUUCUCUGUAUGCUAACACUUUAUAAUAGUUUUAUUUUUCUUUCUCCUACUGUGAGUGUCCUGUGUGAGGUUACAACUUUUUACUGUUAAUCAUCAUCUGGCUAAUCAAACAUUCAAAAGCCCCAAAAUUAAUCAAUAACAUCCCAAGUUGGUUAUUAGGAUUUAAAUCAAUCUAAGUACAGGUUAAUAUAAAACUACAUGUAAACCAACUCAGUCUUAUUUGGAGAUUCAGAAACACCAUUAGGGGGGCAAAGGUUGAGACUUGCUACUUGGGCGCAAAUGCAGCGUUUCUGGAUGACGAGGAAAUGUGACCUUGGAAGAUUAUAGGAAUGGAUGUUUGUGGAUGGUUGUAAGGGUACAGACCAUAUUUAAUAAGCCGUGAACGAAAACGAGGCUGUGGGGGAUACAAGUAUAGUCAAUUCAGUGGGCCGUACUGUUGUGUUAAUAUCAACCAAUGUCAUAGAUUGCGAAAAUUAAACAUGACCUACAGUAAGACCUAUUGAAUGGACUGCAAGUGUAUACUUCACAGUCUCAUUUUCAUUAAAUGUGCCAUCUAUCCUGACAAAGUUUUUUGCGGGGAUACAUGCCACAUUUUUACACAAAUUUGACACGUGUCGUGGUAACUUCCUAAAACUCGAUCUGUAUGUUAAAUUGCAUUUUCUGACCUACCAGCAUCUCUGUACGUUUUGUUUUCCUGGGCAAUAUUGAGUUGCACAUGAGCAUGUUGCUGUUGUUUUUUUCUAAAACAAGGGCGAAGUGUCAUCUUUUAACAGAUCAGUGAAGUUUUGUCCUUUUGUUUCAGUGGUGACUGGCAUUACAAACUUCCUCGCUGAUUUAUGGCAAACAAGCAGGUGUUGGCAGGGCCUCUGUGUUCUCAUUAGCAGUUGAUGUUCCUCUGUUAAUCAAUGAAGAAAAUCUUGUUAAAUAUUGAUCUUUUUUUUUUUAUUUAUACUAGUGAUAGAGUUGUACAAUAUGGAGAAUUUUAUGUAUGUUUGAUUGUACAUUAAAAACAAUUAUGUAAAGAUUAAA
Myxocyprinus asiaticus (Chinese sucker) is the source of this 4738-nucleotide messenger RNA. RefSeq names its product chloride channel 3 (gene clcn3). The transcript is spliced from 15 exons. The record is from RefSeq and is a predicted model, not a curated record. The coding region runs from base 168 to 2780 and encodes 870 amino acids. Gene Ontology annotation, biological process: chloride transport; transmembrane transport. Gene Ontology annotation, molecular function: voltage-gated chloride channel activity. NCBI's taxonomy places the organism in Eukaryota, Metazoa, Chordata, Actinopteri, Cypriniformes, Catostomidae. Gene Ontology annotation, cellular component: membrane; Golgi apparatus; synaptic vesicle.